This is a messenger RNA of Astyanax mexicanus (Mexican tetra), 4454 nucleotides long. RefSeq names its product goosecoid (gene gsc). Gene Ontology annotation, biological process: regulation of transcription by RNA polymerase II. Gene Ontology annotation, cellular component: nucleus. Bases 191 to 901 code for a protein of 236 amino acids. Gene Ontology annotation, molecular function: DNA-binding transcription factor activity, RNA polymerase II-specific; RNA polymerase II cis-regulatory region sequence-specific DNA binding. The transcript is spliced from 3 exons. The record is from RefSeq and is a predicted model, not a curated record. Lineage: Eukaryota; Metazoa; Chordata; Actinopteri; Characiformes; Acestrorhamphidae.
GACUGUUCUUCUUGCUGUACCGCAGAGCUCCGGAGGUCCUGUUCACUACUUUUUUCAACCGCUAUGAGGAGAGUCAUUGACCGCCGCGCGGAUAUUUAAUCGGACUCUUUGGACCGGUAUAAGUGGGCCGACCCCUCGCCCUCUCUCUCCCCCAGCUCUGAGCUCUUUUCCCCGGCUUGUCCUGCCUGUGAUGCCCGCGGGGAUGUUUAGUAUCGACAGUAUUCUGGCGGGGAGACCCAGCUGUAAGGACCCCGCACUGCUCCACCGCAGCGCACCGCUGGUCUUCUCCAACCUGACGGACUCGCUGUACUCCGCAGCCGACUAUAACGGACUCUACUCGCCUACCGGAGCCGCAGCCCCGAGCCUGCAGCCGGUCAGCGGGGCCCGGCUCGGUUACAACGGCUACUGCUACGGGCAGCUACACGUACAGGGACCGAGUGGCCCAGCGUGCUGUAGCGCCAUGCCCACCCAGUGCCCGUGCAUUCCCACAGGCUACGACAGCAGCGGAUCGGUGCUGAUGUCUCCAGUGCCCCAUCAGAUGGUGUCCUACCUGAACAUGGGCUCGCUCUCGCGCACGGACCUCCACCUGCUCAGCCAGCUGCAGUGCAGGCGCAAGCGGCGCCACCGCACCAUCUUCACGGACGAACAGCUGGACGCCCUGGAGCGGCUCUUUCAGGAGACCAAAUACCCGGAUGUAGGGGCACGAGAGCAGCUAGCACGGAAGGUGCACCUGCGCGAGGAGAAGGUCGAGGUUUGGUUCAAAAACAGACGAGCGAAAUGGAGAAGGCAGAAAAGAUCGUCGUCUGAGGAAUCAGAAAACCCCCAGAAAUGGAACAAACCCACCAAAACAGCCACAGAGAAACCCGAGGAGAACAAAAGCGACGCGGACUCGGACAGCUGAUAAACCCGGCUCUUUUAUUUCUCUUGCACAGACAGCAGUCCGGACUUGUACAUGCUGUAAAUGUAAAUGUGAACUGAAGUCGAGCUCGUGUUUUGUCAAGCUGUUGCACAGAUGUAUAGGAAAUCUUUGUUUCUUUUAUCCUUGAUAUUGUUAUUUAUAUUAAUUUAAAUUUUACACAGAAAAAAGAAACUCAACAACAUACUUUGGUCUCGUCAUAUGAAUAUUAAAUAUUAUAUCGCGUCAAAGUUAUUAUUAUUUUUUUUUGGGGGGGGGGGAUAAAAUACGAAAUCUGUUAAAAAGAUGUCUUUGGUAAAAUCUAUGUGUGUGUGUUUGUAAAGUGGUGAGUUCGGAUAAAAAAAUAGAUUUUUAAAAAACGGUCCAACAAAUCAAAUCAAUUUAAAAUCGGAUGUAUUUUUUUAUUCAGACGGAGACUACUUCUAGGGUUUUCAAUUAAUAGGAAAACGCGUAUAUAUUAAGCGAUAUUUUAAAGCUUUCUUGAUUUUCUCAACUCAACCCACAGAAGCAAUCAGGGUCAGGUGUAAAGUCAUCUUAAUGCAGCUGUUAAAUAAUUUUUAUUCUAAAUUUAAUUGAACUGUAAUUGCAAUCACUAAAUUGGAAGAACACGCCCUUAUAAGAAAAAAAAUAUAGCAGGACGCUUAAUUAACAUAAAUAUUUCAAAUUUCCCGUGAUGUGGUCUUGGUGAACAAAGUUAGGUCCAACAUUAGGUCAGUGUACAUCGAUCUCAAGUACAUACGUUUUAAAAUUCCCGAUUUCAGUCUUCUUUCCGAUUUCUUAAUUAUUAAACCAAUUGGCUGGACUUUUUUAAAUAAGAUGUAGGCUUAUUUAUGCUUAAAUACAACGAAACAAAACACGCUAAACGAACAAAAUGUUUGUUUUGAGAAAGUGCGCAUUCGCUGCGUCUCUUUAAACGCUUUAAACGCCUUUUAUUGGGGAUGAAUGUGAAAUAGCGCUGGACCAUUGAUAUGCAUAAACUCAGGCUAAAUCUCAAGUCAAUCUUCUUCAUAUGUAGUGCACUAGAAAGGUUAUAGAACUAGGAUUUUUGCAUCUAAAUUGAGUUUGCAUUCAGCUAUUUGAUUGUGCUGGACGAAAAAAGCCAGGAUGUCAGAACUGGAAGUUCAUUACAAAUAUUAAUAAACGAUAAAACGCGUUUUUUUGUGUGUAGAAAGAUUGCUCAUUGAAACGUUAAUGGGUUGUUUACAAAAAACAACGUUAAAAAAAUCUACCUCUUUCUUUUAAGAGUUUUUAGAGUGUAGUGCACUAUAUAGGGAAAAUGAUGCAUUUGAGACACGUUCCUAAUAAACUGGUGGGUUUUUAAAAAUCACUGCAUAUUAGUCUUUACCAAAACAGCUGAUGGUUCCUCCCCUCUCUGUGUAAUCAUUUCGGAGAGGGAUGCUAAAGAGACCUACGGUGUAAAAUGGACUUCUGUUGUAGUAAAACAUGAUAAAAAGUACUUACCUUUGAUGAAUAGCACACCUCCGCUCUCCUACAGCGUUCGAGAUCCAGACAUUUUAACAGUUUGUCCAAACACCCUUCAGACUGGGUGACACGGGGCAUAAUUUACCCUGAUAAAUCACUUUUUACACAGGUAUCCAGCUCAAAGUAGCUCCACACCUCCUUGCUAGAAUCCGGAGAGCCCUGACAUUUAAAACCAGGUAUUAAUAACUGGAGAAGCUUAUUAAAAAACACUUUUUACAUCUCCUAACCCUAGCUUCCGCUCUGAGCGCCGCCAUCACUGUACUGAUGAGUACAUGAGUCUAUGUAUAUAUAUAUAUAUAUGUCUAUAACAUUAUCAGUACAAAUAUGGCGGUGCUUAGAGCUGAAACUAGCAUUAUGGGAUGUAAACAGUGUUUUUUAAUAAGCUUCUUGUGCUCUUUUUAAGUUAUCAAUGCCUCGUUUUAAAUGUCAGGGCUCUCCGGAUUCUAGCAAGGAGGUGUGGAGCUUCUUUGAGCUGGAUAACGGUUUAAAAAGUGAUUUAUCAGGGUAAAUUAUGCCCCGUAUCACCCAGUCUGAAGGGAGUUUGGACAAACUGUUAAAAUUUCUGGAUCUCUGAACGCUGUGGGAGAACGAAGGUGUGCUAUUCAUCAAAGGUAAGUACUUUUUAUCAUGUUUUACUACAACAAAAGUACAUUUUACACAGUUCUCCUUUAAGUUAAAAGAAAGAAAAUACCUUAAAUUGAUUGCAUAUUUAGAUCAACAAUGGUUGUAGGGUAGAUAAUUGGGCUAUAAAUUUAAGUAUAUUGCAUAAAUGAUUAGUCUAUAAUAAAGUCUCUGGGUAUGAACUCUUCUCCUUACAGACUGAGACCUGAUUGAGUCUUAGUGUACUGCAAAAUAAAAAAAAAUUAAAUAAAUAAAAAACAAAUUAAAAAAAUAAAUAAAAAUGUAAAAAAAAAAUAAAAAUAAAAAUAAAAAAAUCUGGUUAUGAUGCCCAACAGCAUCUCAACAUACAUUUAAAACCCUUGAGUCUCCUCUGAAUAUCCACUACCCCACAGCACUGUCCCUCCAGAUGUAUUUUUUUUUUAAGUUGGAUUAGACGGUCCUUCUAAAGCACUGUGCAGAAUAUUAUUUGUAUUUUAAUAUGGCAAUAUCUCAACAUCAUCAACAUCAUAACUGUGGCUGUGAUGUUCAUGAACAUUGGUGAGUGUGUAUGUGGAUGUGUGUGUGAGUGUGUGUAUGGAAAAUGAUGAAAAUGAUAAUUAAUAAAUGUUGUUCAGUUACACAAAAAAAUUGCAACGUGUUUAUGAGGAAAAAAUAUUAUAAUAAUUAAUACAUGCACCACACUGUCAUAAUUAACCAAUUCCUCUUUAUAAAAUAUAGACUUUUCACCUUUUAAUAGUUUUAAUCUGUGUAUUAUGCUAUAUAUGAAUUAAAAUAAUUAAAUAAUCAGCACUGACAGUGUUACACUAGUAGCAAAGGGUUAUAUAAUAAUAUAUUAUAUACUACAGCGUUCGAGAUCCAGAAAUUCACUAAUUCACUAAAUUCACUCCAGACAAUCACUAUUAUGAUAAUUUAUUAACAUUUAAUAAACAGUUUUAUUCCAACGUAAUGUCACGUUUGGGAAAAUCCAGGCAUAAUUAAGCUACAGCAGAAAAAAUAUAUAUAUUUUUGGCACCUAAAUUGAGAUGCAUUCAGCUAUUUGAUUGUGCUGGAAGCAAAAAAGCCAGGAUGUCAGAACUGGAAGUUCAUUACAAAUAUUUAUAAAUGAUAAAACACGUUCUUUUUGUGUGUAGAAAGAUUGCUCAUUGAAACGUUAAUGGGUUGUUUACCUCUUUCUUUUAAGAGUUUUUAGAGUGUAGUGCACUAUAUAGGGAAAAUGAUGCAUUUGAGACACGUUCCUAAUAAACUGGUGGGUUUUAAAAAUCACUGCAUAUUAGUCUUUAAGCAAACAGCUGAUGAUUCCUCCCCUCUCUGUGUAAUCAUUUCGGAGAGGGAUGCUAAAGGAGACCUACGGUGUAAAAUGGACUUUUGUUGUAGUAAAACAUGAUAAAAAGUACUUAUCUUUGAUGAAUAGCACACCUCCGUUCUCCUACAGCGU